Chiloscyllium plagiosum (whitespotted bambooshark) is the source of this 2519-nucleotide messenger RNA. Lineage: Eukaryota; Metazoa; Chordata; Chondrichthyes; Orectolobiformes; Hemiscylliidae. The record is from RefSeq and is a predicted model, not a curated record.
UUGGCAGUAAUUUCUGUGUAAGUUGUGUGCUCUUCCGAUCAGCAAUUGCUGAAUCUAGAAUGUGUAGAUUAAUCUCAAACAGAUUAUCCUGUCGUUCCCACAUUGUGGCUUCAUGGAAUCGGACAAAGCUUACAGCACAGGAGACCAUUUUGCCCGUCAGGUGCUGCCAGACGUGCUGAAUCUUCCCAGUGAUUUCUGUUUUCGUUUUUGAAAGAAUUUGUCAAGAGGAAGUAGGGAGCCUUCACAGGGGUAUUGCCAACGGAGAAUCUUAAAAAUGAACGACGAAAAUAAUCAUUCUGAAAAGAAACAGGAUUACGCCAGAGAAAAUGCAGCAUUUGAACUAGAGGAAGAUGUAUCUUCCAAACCUCCAGAUGACCCAAAGCCUGAAACACAUGCAGGCAAGAGGAAUUCCAAAUUUCUGAGCAAAGUAUCUGAGUCUGCCUCAAGAGCAAAGUCAGUCUACAAAGCCCACUUGACUGUAAUUAAGUACAUCAUCUUGGCCAUACUCCUUGCAGGCUUUCUAGCAUUCCUCAUCACUGCCUGCAUACUCAACUUUCAUCGAGCCAUCGCCCUCUUGGUCAUGACCUGUGUCGUUGCUUUCUUUGUGGUUUACGACCUCAUCAAGAGAUUUCUGGGAAAAAGAAUCGUCCAUUUCUUCUCACCUGUGAGUUCGCGGCUCAAGCAACGCUCCAGAUGGUUUAAAUGGAUAAUUAGCAUGUUGGCUUUGGUGGGUUUGAUCACCUGGUUGGCCGUUGACACUGCGAAGAGGCCCGAGCAGUUAAUCUCCUUCGGAGGGUUGUGCAUGCUCGUCAUCAUACUCUUCAUCUUCUCCAGAAAACAUCAGGCGGUAUCUUGUCGAACUCUGUUUGUGGGACUAGGCCUGCAAUUCAUUCUGGGAAUCUUGAUCAUCAGAACGGAACCCGGCUUUCAGGCUUUCAAAUGGCUGGGGGAGCAAGUCCAGAUCUUUUUGAACUACACAAAAGCCGGGUCCAGCUUUCUGUUUGGAGAUGAUCUCAUCAAUGGUCUUUUUGCAUUUCAGGCCCUACCUAUUGUGGUCUUCUUCAGCUGCGUGAUGUCCAUUCUCUACUACCUGGGUGCAAUGCAGUGGCUGAUUAUAAAGAUUGCGUGGUUGAUGCAGGUUACCAUGGGAACAUCAGCUACAGAAACUCUGAGCGUCGCUGGCAAUAUCUUUGUGGGGCAGACAGAGUCGCCACUCCUCAUCCGGCCAUACUUGCCUGAAAUGACCAAGUCUGAGAUGCAUGCUGUAAUGACUGGAGGGUUCGCCACAAUUGCUGGCAGUGUCCUUGGGGCCUACAUCUCCUUUGGGAUUAGUGCCUCCAGUCUGAUUGCAGCGUCAGUGAUGGCAGCCCCUUGUGCACUGGCUCUGUCAAAGCUCAGCUACCCAGAACUCGAAGAAUCGAAGUUCAUGAGUCAAGAAGGAGUGAAGCUAGACUGUGGAGGAGAACAGAAUAUUCUAGAAGCUGCAAGUAAUGGUGCCUCAGCCUCCAUUGGUCUGGUUGCGAAUAUUGCGGUGAACCUCCUGGCAUUUCUGGCAAUUUUAGACUUUUUAAACGCGGCUCUGUCCUGGUUCGGAGGGAUGGUGGACUACCCAGAGCUCAGCUUCCAGGUUAUCUGUUCCUAUGUCUUCAUGCCCAUCGCCUUCAUGAUGGGAGUGGAUUGGAACGAUUCCUUCCUCGUUGCUGAACUGAUUGGGAUCAAGCUGUUCCUCAACGAGUUUGUGGCCUACCAGAAACUCUCUGUCUACCAGAACAACCGCUUGAAUGGCGUCGAAGAGUUCAUCAACGGCAAGAAGCAGUGGAUUUCUGUCAGAGCAGAGACGUUAUCUACAUACGCCCUUUGUGGAUUUGCAAACUUUUCAUCAAUUGGGAUAAUGUUGGGAGGACUCUCUUUCUGUGCAUUAGGAAUCCUGAUUGUGCCCAUGGAAUCCAUACACUGUGUGAGCUACCUCAACACCAGCACUUUCAAUGUCAGCAGUCAGAAUCUAUUAAACUGUUGCGGAGACCUCUCCAGCAGCGUGGUACCCAAUGUGAAUGGAACGAUUACAUUUACUGGAGAAUGGUCAAGUGUCAACCAGAGUCUAACAUUUUUACAUAACUGUUGUGGUUUGUAUAACAGCAGUGUCUGUACGGUGUGACUGAUACCUUUUCCCUUUGUUCACGAAGACAGCAAUCUGUAUGCUGAACAAACCUACGCUUAUCCAUGUAACAAAUCAUACUGUCCAGAAGUGUGGAAAUGAUGCCAAUUAAUUCUCCAAAGACGAAGGACUGGAGAUGUGAGGCCUGCCAUAUUUACAUAUAGGUUCAGCAGUGACCAUUCAUCCAGAACCGAUUGAUCGAUAUUCCCCUUUCCGUUGUGAUUUAAUAGCUCUGCAGGUUGCUGGUUUGUGAAGUAUGCCUCUGAUAUUGGGGCUGAGGGACGGAGGGAAGAUGGAGUGUGUGAGUCACACACACACACACAAACAUACACACGUAUACACACACUCACACAGACACACACAA